Symbiodinium sp. CCMP2456 is the source of this 1836-nucleotide messenger RNA. The record is from the annotation of a GenBank genome assembly. NCBI's taxonomy places the organism in Eukaryota, Dinophyceae, Suessiales, Symbiodiniaceae.
AUGUCUGAUUCGGAUGAAAUCGACCUGGGUCCGCAACCCAUCAAGAGCACCCACGAGGACAUUGGCUGUUUCGCCCUGGUUGCCUGGAUCCUCGGCGUCCUUGGUGCCGGGGCGAUCAUCUGUGGCUUUGCCCUGGAUUUGGGCCGGGAGAUCAUCUACGUCGGACUCGUUGGAUAUAUUAUCUACCUUCUGGAGCUGUGCCAGAGCAAGGCUUGCAGAUAUCUGUCCCAUGUGCAGAGCGAGGAGGAUUUCGUCAACUACAUCGACACUAUUCAGAAAGCCGACCCGAUCCUUACCUUCAGCAUUCAGAACUAUCACUACGAGAACGUGUCAACCUAUAACGCGUCUCAGAAGAAGUGGACGACCAAAUCGGAGAGAAAGAACACGCACAGUGCGACGGCCCGCUUUCCGAUUGCCAGCAUGACUGAUGAGACAUUAUCUCCUGCUCAGACAGUGGCGAUGUUCCACUUGUUGCACCACACUGCAAGUGCAAGCAGUGAAGACACUGGCAUGCUCCACGAGACUGUGGUUCGUGUGGAAGGCACUGGUGAGAAGCGCCUACUUCUGACUUGCCAGUUCCCACUCACCUUCCUGCCGCGUGACACGGAGACCGCCACAGCUCUUGCAAGAUUUAAGGAAGAUUUCUACCGCUCCAACACCACGGACAAGUAUCAAGACAAGUCUGAGAAACAGACGCUGACCUGUGCUCACGCAGACCAUGCGAUGGUCGUGCUGAGCUCGGCAGGGCAGGGCGUGACGGAAAGACCUUGGUGGAUGCGCACUGCAUGGCUCGUCGUCUUUACCCUUCUGCUGAUGGGCCUGCCGUUUCGCUAUUUCCUGUAUCGACGUGCGCAGAAGGUGGUAUGGCAUGUGCGGAAGCACUUCUCCAUCUUCCCUGCCCCCACAGCCGUGGCACCGAUGCACUCGUUAAAGCGCUCCAGUGACCCAGCUGUCGCCCGAGUCGGACGCCUGGAUCCAAAUGUCCGCAUCGAGUUCGCUAGAGAAGGUGGGUUCUGGCAGCUCCCGCAGACUCCACAAGACGACCUGCAGAUGGACAUAGAGGCCAUGGCAGGCGUCAGCCGCGCUGAAGCACCCGACUACUGGAAGAACCGCGGCUUGCACACUCACUUCCGCUGCGUGCAGCUGCUGGAAGAUGCAACAGACACCAUGCAGGCCCACAUCCAGCAACUCCUGGACGACUGCUUUAUUGCUGCGGCUACACGAGAUCGAAAAGGAGCCCUUCCCUCACGGCUCGUGGUGGAGAUGAUCCAACGCGUCGAAGACAGCGCCCUCUGGCAGAAAUACUCCGAUCGCCGGGCAAGGAUUGCAUUGAAGACCGACGAGGUCACACAGCUGGAGGACCUGCCAGGCAGCGGCAGCAGCAAGACCACAAGAAGCCUGGGCGACCUCAACACGAGGCUGGACAGCAGCAUCAACGAGCUCUACCUGUUCCACGGCUCCAGUCCUGCUGGCGUCCUUGGAAUAGGCUCUUCCGGGUUUAACUUGGACUUGGCGGGCUCAAGUGCUGGCAUGAUGUUCGGCCCGGGGGCCUACUUCGCUGAGGCGAGCAGCAAAGGUGACGAGUACGCCACCGAGGAUCCUAGCGGCCUUUUUGCUGGGAAGUGCGCGAUGCUCCUUUGUCGCGUGGUUUGCGGGGAACUCUUUCGAGUGGAGGCCGCAGACCCGAGGUUGGUACAGAAUUCCAGGACCGGACGUUACGAUGGUACCCUCGGAGACCGGGAGCAUGCGGCUGGCACCUAUCGCGAGUUCGUGGUGUACGACCAGGCACAGGUCUACCCUGAGUACGUGAUCAUCUACCGGCGGAUCUUCGACUGA